Molecule: messenger RNA, 920 nt
Organism: Ambispora gerdemannii
Lineage: Eukaryota; Fungi; Glomeromycota; Glomeromycetes; Archaeosporales; Ambisporaceae
Source: the annotation of a GenBank genome assembly
AUGGGUCAUCAUAUUUCUAUACCUAAAAAAAGAGAAAGACAAACCCCGCAAAGUUCAUUCAGCAAUAGACCGAUUAGCUUUAGAAGGGGAAGUGAAUGCGAUGGCUUUGAAGUUCUCCAAACUUAUCAAACAAUUGAUGGGCGCGUUUUUCAGGUGGAUAAUAAACGAUAUCCUAUGCCUUGUGAUGCUCUAGAAAAAAAGCGCCUUCAUAUGCAACAUUAUUUAUUUAAAGAGGUGUGGAAUGGUAAUUUCUCGUCUCCAAUACAUGAAAAGUUAAAGCAAGGAAUGCGAGUCCUUGAUUCUGGUUGCGGAGUAGGUAGUUGGACUCUCGACAUGGCUAACGAAUAUCCUGCAUCAACAUUUGUGGGUGUCGAUCUAAUUGAAGUGGCAACAGUCGAUAUACGACCCUCAAAUGCUGAGUUUCUUCAAUUCAAUUUAUUAAAUGGGCUACCAUUUCCAAAUGAAACUUUUGAUUUCGUAUAUCAGCGAUUUUUAUGGCAAGCAUUUACACAAAACCAAUGGAUAAAUUUAAUAGAUAAUUUCCUCAGAGUUACAAAAACAGGCGGAUGGAUAGAAUUGAUGGAAGUCAAGCCAAUGAUUUGUAAUCCUGGUCCUAUCGCUAAAAAAUUCAGUGAUGUUGUGCAGCAGUAUAUGAGUUCAAACGAAAUAAAUCCCAAAAUUCAUUUACAAAUACCAAAAAUUAUGGCAGACACAAAUAAAUUCAGAUCAAUAGUGAGUCUUGAAACGAUAACUCCACUUGGAAAAUUGCACAAGAAAUCACAUGGAAUACAUGGAAUAAAGAUGCUCGAAUCUGUUGCAGAAGCAUUCAAAUCUUUACAGGUCGCAUUGAAAUGGGAGUUGGGUGUUGAUAAUCACGAAUAUGAAGAAAUGCUGAAGCAAUUUAUUAUAGAAGGAUCAAA